GGCGGGGGUUUGAAUGUAGAGAGGCUUACUACUGUAUGUAACAUUACAGCGGGUGUAGAAUGGAGAAAAAAAACAACAACAACUAUGUGCUAAAAAAAAUGAAACUUCACUUUGAGAAAACACUCUGGACGUCUGUGCUGGUUUUUUAUGUGUGUCACGUGUGUGUGUGUGUGUGUUUGUUUGUUUUUUUGUCUCUGCAGCUAAAUGUAAUUUUACUUUUGCUUCAACAAAAAUCACUUGUCAUUCCCAGAGACGAGGUCAGGACACACAGACGCGUCUUUAACAUGACAUUUAUCCCAUAAAUCAUGCAUAGGAUGAAUUUGUUUAUUCAAUAAUCAAACAUACCAGUUUAAAAUGAUGAAAGUUAACAGGUAGCAGCAAGUGACGAUAGUGGAUGUAUAUGUAAUGUAAUGAAUGUGUCUCCAUACGUCCAGUCCUUUGUCAGGAGACGUGUCAAGUUUACAUAAUUGGGAGUAGACUUGUUGGACAAAGAAUUGCACACACACACUCACACACACAGAUACAGGCUGAGGUUAAGACAACAUAGACAAGCAUCAGCAUUUUCCAGGGAGUACUCAUUAUUUCUGGCUUGGGGUCUCUAAUGGUAUUUCAUUGUAAUUGCUAUGAUGUCAGAGUGUCCGUCCGCCCUAAUGGCCUUCUAAAAACAAUAACAAGGACAGAUUGGUUCCAUUCACUGCUUAUUUGAGCAGAGACACACACAGGACUCCAGCAGCUCAUAAGAUCUUCAGCAGAAAGGGUAAGUCAUGCAUCUCCACCCUUUGUCCCUCUCUCUCCUCCUCCUCCUGGUUGCCGAGGCAACGGUGAUGUGCGUUGCUGUGACGACCGCCCUCCACGGCUUCCGCGGCUGCGCGGUGCGGGAGUUCACCUUCGUGGCCAAAAAGCCCGGCUGCAAGGGACUGCGCAUCAACACGGAGGCCUGCUGGGGGCGCUGCCACACCUGGGAGAAACCGCUGCCGGAUCCUCCCUACAUCCAGCGGCACCACCGCGUGUGCACGUACAGUCGCACCCGCCACAUGACCGCCCGGCUGCCGGGCUGCCAGCCCAACGUCUCCGCUCUCUACCACUACCCCAUGGCCCUGCACUGCCACUGUGCCAUCUGCUCCACGCAGGACACCGAGUGUGAGACCUUCUGAGGGACAGAGCAGCGCUUACGCGACAUAACCUUUAACCUUUAACCUAUAACCGUCAGAAAGGCUAUGGGCGUCUACUCAUUCUAACAACACUGUCCACAAUAACUUUACACUUUUACUUAAACAAAUAAACGAUGGUGAAAUAAGA
Molecule: messenger RNA, 1299 nt
Organism: Solea senegalensis (Senegalese sole)
Lineage: Eukaryota; Metazoa; Chordata; Actinopteri; Pleuronectiformes; Soleidae
Product: glycoprotein hormone beta-5-like
Exons: 3
Coding region: 765-1154 (129 amino acids)
Biological process (GO): G protein-coupled receptor signaling pathway; regulation of thyroid hormone receptor signaling pathway
Cellular component (GO): cytoplasm; extracellular region
Molecular function (GO): hormone activity
Source: RefSeq, a predicted model, not a curated record